AGACUUCUGCCCGCCAUCUUGAAAUGUUUUUAAGUUUAGUAAUGUAUAUAUUUAUAUUCAAUCGAAGUAUCAAUAAAUUGAUUUAAUUAACAUAAUUAUUUAUAAAUGAACUAAGUAAUUAGCUUACAGUAUAUAUAAAUCAUACAUAUAUAUUCUAUAUAAAUCAUAAUUAAUGUUACAUAAAUAGAAAUUUUAAAAAAUUAACCAAUAAAGUUUAGUAGACUGUAUAAUUUAUUUGUACAUAUAUAUAAAUAUAUACAUAUACAAAUAUCUGUAUAUGUAUGGAAUACUUUGUAUGUAAAUAUAUUUUAAAUAAUAAAUUUAUCAAAAUGUCGAUGAAAUUUAAGUUUUGUUGAAAUACUUUUUGUAAUUUUGUGUGUCGCGUACAUUUGAGUGACAAAAUGAUGAAAGGGUGGACCUGACUUUGAAUGUAAUAAUAAAUACUGCAGUUAGUGAUAAUUUUACAUUUAUUGUAAGAUAACAUCUGAUAAUUUAUUAAAAAUGGGCAAACAAAAUGGAUCAUGUUGGUGGUGCGUUAAAGCAUUUAAAUGGGUACCAGUUAUAUUUAUUCUUACAAUUGUGUUCUGGUCUUACUAUGCAUAUGUAGUACAGUUAUGCUACUAUACUAUUGACAGCUACAUUCAAAAAACUUUUUAUUUGAUAUUUUUCCAUGUAUUCUUCGCCAUGUUUUUAUGGUCUUAUUGGAAAACAGUCUUUACAGAUUUAAUUUCUGUUCCCGAAGUGUUCAAAGUUCCUCUAUCAGAAGUGGAAAAGUUGCAACAAGCACAAAGUGAAGAAGCGCAGUGUGCAAUACUCGAAAGAAUCGGACAAAAUUUACCGGUUACUAAUCGAACAAUCAGAGGAGCGAUUCGGUUUUGUGAUAAAUGCCAGUUAAUAAAACCCGAUCGUGCCCAUCAUUGUAGCGUGUGCCGCGCAUGCGUACUGAAGAUGGAUCAUCAUUGUCCUUGGGUUAAUAAUUGCGUUGCUUAUCACAACUAUAAAUUUUUCAUAUUAUUUUUGGGGUAUGCGUUAAUUUAUUGUGUCUUCAUUGCCAGUACGACUUUACAAUAUUUUAUUCAUUUUUGGAAGGGUGAAUUGGAUGGCAUGGGAAAGUUCCAUAUACUAUUUUUAUUCUUCAUCGCACUGAUGUUUGCAGUCAGUCUAAAUUCUUUGUUCUUUUAUCAUUGUUACCUGAUUUUACACAAUAGAUCAACCUUAGAGGCAUUCAGACCGCCAAUGUUCCGAAUGGGCAAAGACAAAGAUGGAUUUAAUAUUGGAAAGUAUAAUAAUUUCCAAGAAGUCUUUGGUGAAAAUAAAAAGCUUUGGUUUCUUCCUGUAUUUACAAGUCUUGGAAAUGGAGUGGUCUAUCCAGUACGCGCACAACAUCAAGUUCCGAAUACUUACAACUCAAUGGGCAGUACGCAAAACAGUUUCGGUGAUGGAAUCAGCUUCCCUGAGAGGACUUACGAUGAAGAUACUCACAAUCUACUUGGUGAUAAUGGGCCUUAAAAAUGAUUUAAUGAAUAAAUACUGGAACAAGGAUGUAAUGAAAAUACUUAUAUAUAUUUUUCUCUCUCCUUUUAUCUUUAUCUUCAAGUCUUACAUGCUCAGGUAUUUUAAUAGAUUUAUUGCCAUUUAUUGAAUAAAGAAACCUCGUCGUUCAUAAUUAUUCCAUUGUUGUAGAAAAAACUUCAGAUUUUAUACAAUAGAUAUUUUAAAUUGAAGAUUUAAAAACAAAAUUAUAUAGUGUAGAUAUUUAUAAUUUUACUAGUUAUUUAUGGUUGUAAAAUUGAGUAGUGUAAAUUUUCGCGCUUAUUCAUGUCAGUAUUUCCAUCUCAAUUCGCUUAAUUUAUUAAUUAUUCAUUAAUUUUACGGUCGUUAAUUAAUUAAGACAAUAAAACAAAUGGAGUCACGUAACUUUUAACAGUUGAUGAUAA
Molecule: messenger RNA, 1937 nt
Organism: Microplitis mediator
Lineage: Eukaryota; Metazoa; Arthropoda; Insecta; Hymenoptera; Braconidae
Product: palmitoyltransferase ZDHHC15B-like
Exons: 9
Coding region: 502-1509 (335 amino acids)
Biological process (GO): synaptic vesicle maturation; peptidyl-L-cysteine S-palmitoylation; protein targeting to membrane
Cellular component (GO): Golgi apparatus; endoplasmic reticulum
Molecular function (GO): protein-cysteine S-palmitoyltransferase activity
Source: RefSeq, a predicted model, not a curated record